AUAUUUUUGAGGUUUUCCUACUUGCAUUAUCUUUCAACUGAGAGCGUCAGUAGCACGGUAUUGCCGCCAGAGGGACCGCGCUCCCUGUCUCUCUCCGACUGGAAGGCGGGGUGAGGGUUGGAGUUCAGGGUUCGCUGCUUGGGAUUUCACGUUGCUGUCAGUGAGAGGAUCACUCAUGCUCUAGAAGCUAAGCGUCAGACUUAAAACACACGAAAAAAUAUAUAUAAGAAAAGCGAUCUGAGGCCGAGCAAAGCGUCCGGAAACACGUAGAAGAGCAGCGUAGAGGUCCCUGGAUGCCCCCUGGAUCCCCCCCCUUGAACCCCCUGCAUACCCCAAUGGAUGCCAGGUGACCCCCAAGAUGACCCUGAGUGAGCGGCUCCACCAGAAGAUCUCUGGCGCCUUCUAUCGACAUGGCCUGCUUUGCGCCUCCUACCCCAUUCCCAUCAUCCUAUUCACCGCGGUCUGCAUCCUCGCCUGCUGCUACCCUCUUCUGAAGCUGCCUCUGCCUGGGACCGGCCCUGAGGAGUACACGACAGCCGUGCGGGACUACAGUCCUCCCCCCUCCGACCCCCAGCCCCCACAAGGGGACCCCAGCGACAAGCCGGACUGGUACGUGGGUCCGCCGGUGGCCUAUAUCCAGCAGGUCCUGGUGAAGGCCGUGGUGUCUCCGUGGGACCAGAGCCUCCUUCCCGUGGACAUCUUCCGCUCUCCCCUGGCACAGGUCUUCCAGCUGGUGGAGGAGAUUCGCAACCAUGUGCACAGAGACAGUACCGGCUCUCACAGCCUGGAGGAGCUAUGUCUCCAGGUGACAGACUUGCUGUCUGGGCUGAAGAAGGUGCAGAGCCAGCUCCCGGAGCACGGCUGCCUGCUCAUCUCUCCUGGAAACUUCUGGCAGAACGAGCGUGAACGCUUCGACUCCGACGCUGACAUCAUCCGGACUGUGCACCAGCAUGAGCCCAAGGGCCUGCACACCUCUGCCACAGUCAAAGAUCUGCUGUUUGGAGUUCCAGGGAAGUACAGUGGGUUGAGCCUGUACAACAGGAAACGGGUAGUGUCCUACACCAUCACCAUCGCAUUGCAGAGCUACCAUGCCAGGUUCCUGAGUAGCCUGCACUCCCGGCUCAAGCAGCUCCACCCCAGUGUGAACUGCAGCCUGCGCGGGGACCAGAUGGUGCAUGUCCACUUCAAAGAGGAGAUCGGCAUCGCGGAGCUCAUCCCCCUUGUCACCACAUACAUCAUCCUGUUCGCUUACAUCUACUUCUCAACGCGGAAGAUCGACAUGGUGAAGUCCAAGUGGGGUCUGGCCCUGGCGGCGGUGGUGACGGUCCUGAGCUCUCUGCUCAUGUCGGUCGGUCUCUGCACGCUCUUCGGACUCACGCCCACACUCAAUGGAGGGGAGAUCUUCCCCUACCUGGUGGUGGUGAUCGGCCUGGAGAACGUGCUGGUCCUCACCAAGUCUGUGGUGUCCACGCCUGUCGAUCUGGAGGUCAAGCUGCGCAUUGCACAAGGUCUGAGCAACGAGAGCUGGUCCAUCAUGAAGAACAUGGCCACAGAGCUGGGCAUCAUCCUGAUUGGCUAUUUCACUCUUGUCCCGGCUAUCCAGGAGUUCUGCCUGUUCGCUGUGGUUGGCCUCGUCUCAGAUUUCUUCCUGCAGAUGCUUUUCUUCACCACCGUCCUCUCCAUCGAUGUCCGACGUAUGGAGCUCGCAGACUUGAACAGGCGCCUCCCUGCCGAGGCCUGCCUGUCCUCCAUUAAGCCCUCGUCUUUGCGCCCGCGGGAGGCCCACCAGCAGCAGUAUGAGAGGCCGCCCCCCCUGCGCCCUGUAACCCCUUACACCAUCACCCUGCAGCCCCCCUCCUUCCGAAACCUCAGGCUGCCCAAGAGACUGCGCGUCAUCUACUUCCUGGCCAGGACCCGCCUCGCACAGCGCAUCAUCAUGGCUGGCACAGUGAUCUGGAUUGGUAUCCUGGUGUACACGGACCCUGCCGGUCUGCGCACCUACCUAGCAGCCCAGGUGUCUGAGCAGAGUCCCCUUAGUGAGUCAGGGGGGCUGCCCCCAUUGUCCGUGCCCCCUGUAUUUCCUGUGGGGGACCCCGAGAGCACACUGACAGUGCUGCCCCACCCUGAGCCCACCCCCUUGUUGGAGAACCAGUCCCAGGACCAGCAGCGCCCCCCCUGGGCCAGACAGAGAGACCAGCCCCCCAGCCCAGACAACACCCCUGAGAUCUCCUGGAGCCCCCCUGACGAGGAGACCUGGAGGAGGCUGUCCUUCAGACACUGGCCCUCCCUCUUCAGCUACUACAACAUCACACUGGCCAAGAGGUACAUAAGCAUCCUGCCAGUGAUCCCUGUCUCAUUCUACCUGAGCGCUCAGGAGGCCGUGGAGGCCAGACACCCUCAGGACACGAAGCACUUCCACUCCCCCUUCCCAGCCUUCGACAUGCGGGCAGAGCAAGCCCCAGAGCCAUCCGGCAAGACCCUGAGUCAGUCUGACUUUACUCUGUACAAGGUGGCGACUCUGGGUCUAGCUGCGGGCGUGAUCCUGGUGCUGCUGUUGUUCUGUCUGUACCGGGUCCUGUGUCCACGGAACUACGGUCAGAACGGGAUGUCCCACGGGCGGCGCCGGGGGCGCGGAGAGCUGCCCUGUGACGACUAUGGAUACUCCCCCCCCAUCAGCGAGAUCUCCCCCCUGCUGCUGCGCGGGCACCACAUGGAUAUUGAGUGUCUGGCCAGUGAUGGUAUGCUUCUGGUGAGCUGCUGUCUGGCCAGACAGAUCCGUGUGUGGGACGCACAGACAGGAGACUGCCUCACUGUCAUCCCUGACCCCAGGCUACGGCAGAGUAGCAGUGGUGUGUGGGAGCGGCAGGAGAGAUGGGAGCCAGACCCCGAGGAGGAGGGUCUGGAGGCUGGGGUGGGGGGCUACCCCCUCAGGAGGAGGCUGCUCCCCUCCAGGCCUGCCCUGUUUGGAGACCAGCCUGACCUCACCCCGCUCAUCGACACCAAUUUCUCCGAGCAGCCCACCUGCCCAGGGCACGCCAACGAGGGGCCCAGAGGGGGCUUCCAACUCGGAGGGCUGCUGGAGAGAGCCUACGAGGAACAUGGGGCCACCACCCCCAACCUGCAGGGCUACCCCCCUUCCCCAUCUCCCUCCCCCUCCCCCUCCCCCUGCUCCCCCUGUCGGAGACUCAGCCAAGGGGACGAGGCCCUGUGCAGCCCCGAUCCCCGCCCCGCCACCAGCCUGCCUGCCGACCCUGGGGAUUGGGACAGCUCAGUGUGGGCUCUGGAGCUGCAGGGGAGCCUCAUUGCAGCCGGGCGCAGCAGUGGGAAGCUGGAGCUCUGGGAUGCAGUAGAAGGCUGUCUGCACUGCAGUAACGAGGAGGGCAAGUCUGGGAUCACUGCCCUUGUGUUCCUCAACAACAGAAUUGUAGCUGCGAGGCUGAACGGCUCAUUAGAUUUCUUUACUGUGGAUAUCAAUAAACCCAUGACCCUACUGCAGUACCGAGGAACUCCCAAUCAUGGCAGCAUGCCCCCUUCCCCCUGCUACAGCAGUGAUGAUGUCAUCUGCUGUCGGCUUACCCACUCGGUGCAGUGUGCCCACCAGAAGCCAAUCACAGUGCUGCGGGCAGCAGCGGGGCGGGUGGUGACGGGCAGCCAGGACCACACAGUGCGGGUGUACCGGCUUGAGGACUCGUGCUGCCUCUUCACGCUGCAGGGUCACUCUGGGGGGAUCACUGCCCUGUACAUCGACCAGACAAUGGUUUUGGCCAGCGGGGGUCAGGAUGGAGCUAUCUGUUUGUGGGACGUCCUGACAGGGUGCCGUGUCAGUCACAUGUACGGACACCGGGGCGAUGUCACUUCCCUCAUCUGCACCACUUCUUGUGUGAUCAGCAGUGGCCUCGAUGACCUCAUCUGUAUCUUGGACCGAAGCACCGGGAUUAAGCUGUACUCCAUCCAGCAGGAGGUUGGCUGCGGCGCCAGCCUGGGUGUGAUCUCGGAGAGCCUCCUAGUGACAGGAGGCCAGGGCUGCGUCUCCUUCUGGGACCUCAGCUACGGGGACCUGCUGCAGACUGUGUACCUGGGCAAGAGCAACGAGGGCCAGGGGAUACGGCAGCUCAGAGUGCUGGACAACGCUGCCAUCGUGUGCGACUUCGGGAGUGAGCUGAGCCUGGUGUACGUGCCCUCCGUGCUGGAGAAACUGGACUGAGCAUGAGGCGCACAACACUGACCGACUGCACCCCGACACAGGACAGGACGAAACAGGCAGGGGGGCUCAGACCCACAGUUCUGAGCUUAGAGACUCCCGGCGCAGAGACCCUGCUUUUCAUAUUAAAAACAAGAAUGUCGAGCAGCCUCAAGCAGAUUUUACACACAGUUUGAAGUCCUGUUCUGUACAGAACCAGUGCCAAAGACAGGGGUGCCUUUGAGCAGUUCUAAACACAGACCAGCUCUCUGCCUCUGCACUGUAUCCCUGUGUGUAGCCCACUGCACCUUCCGAUCUGUAGUGGUGGGAUUCCGUCAUAUGCAAAGAGCGACCUUAGUAAGUUUUAGUGAUAGCAGGUAGAAGACGUUUUAUAUUUUAAAGCAACGCUGUAUUAUCAAAAAGAUUUGUGUCUCAUUUGAUUAUAAUGGGAUUUUGCUGUAGUACACAGCACCUCACUGUGGCCAAAUAUUGUAACUGUGCACUACAUUGUUCUCUAAUGGGAAUGUCAAACAUCCAUUAACCUUUUUUUUUUCUUUUCACUACUUGCUUCUGGUUUUGAAUAACAUGUAGCUAAAAACACCAGGAAAUAUCUUCUAAGUUCUCCUGCUUUGGGUGAAGCCUCUCACAUUAACUAGAGCUUUAAAUGCUAAUAAUGUAAUGGUUAUAAUUUAUUAGUUAUUGUGGAUGUAAAUAUUAAGUGAGGUACCUUUUUAUAGAGAUGAAGUUGAACUUUUAUUAUAAAUUGUUUGUUUAUUAUUAUUAUUGUGUUUUUUUUCUUCUGUUUAAUAUUUCUUUUCAAGGUAGAAGUUCGGAUGCAGGGUCGUUGCUAGUGCUGAGCACUGGUGUAUUUCUCAGUGUGGAACAGGCAGGCUGAGUGAGUGUAACCCUGUCUCAUGACACUGUAGGGCCACUGUGACGCAAAGGCAGCUAGAGAUGACACAUGGAGGUGACCCAACAUUAGACUCGGCCAGGUCCCUAUUUACUAUUUUCAGUUUUUUCAAUUAUUUUUAACCUUGUGAUUCAGAUGUGAAGCGUGCAGAGUGCAAGGCUACAUUUUCUGGAAACUUUCCAAGCACCUGGUUAUAACAAUUCUUUCCAAUAUCUUAGACAGCCAGGAUUCCAGGAUUGGACAGCCACCAGACCACCUCCAGAUGUGGGACUAGGGGCCUGAUUUUAAUGACAGGACAAACCUCUAAUGCUACGGCAGAGCACAUUUGCACCUGAUUUUGUUUAAAACUCCACAAUCGGGAGCAAAUUGUCUUUGCCCUGUAAUGCAAUUUUGGUGACAUGCUUUGCCCCAUCCUUUUAAGUCUGCGUUAGUGCCAGUGGUUGGCUUAACUUUCAGGGUGUGGCAUCAUUUGCAUGUUAGCUUUGAUUGAUUCCAGUGACACGGAAAGGGAACAGCAAGUGGUGAAAGAGAUGGAGUGAGCGAGAGAGAGAGAACACAUUUUUUUUCCCAAACAAAGUUCUACGUUAUACAUUUCUUAUAUUUUAAAAUAAACAAUAAAUAUAGCUGUGCAAACUGUAAUGUGGAACAUGCCUUUGCUCUGAAAAAAAUAUAUAUGGAAAGAGAUUUAUAUGAGGAAAAAAUGCAUAUAAAUAUAAAUGCAUACUUCAUAAUUACUGGAAGUAAUGUACUCCAAAGUGUUUUACAUUUGAAUAUGCACGUAAUAAUUGGCUGUGUGUGGUCUUUAUGUUUCAAACCCCUCUCAAAAAGAAAAUAUUCUCUUCAGUACUGAUAUUGAAUACAGUAUUUUACACAGGUGUUAAAUGAAACAGUUUUAUUUGUUUGGCAGAGCAGCAUUAAUGUAUUAAGCCAGAGCACAAACACAGAGCAGAAAACAAAGUUAUAUAAUUAUAGCCCCCCUGAUCUGUCCUACAGACAGCAUUGUAUGCAGUUGGCAAAUGGGGGGACCCCGGUUAAAUGGUACUGGUGUUUUGUAAAGCUGUCGUACACAAAAAAAAAAUCUAUUUUUUUUAAAUCUAAAGACUCCAACCUUUGGAACUGUGUUUUCGAUUAGCAAAUAACUAGAUUUAUAACAAUGUAUGCAGUUCACAAAGUUCCGCAUUCAUUGCCCUCUCGUCUGUCAUGCAGAUGGAAUGCGUGAAGUGCAGUUGGCAAUGGAGAGACCCAGGUUAGAUAUUACUGGAGGUUUGUAAAACUAUCGUAAACGAAUAAAAUCUAAAGACCCCUCCCUUUUCAAAAAUGUAUUGAUAUUAUUAUUAUUUAUUUCUUAGCAGACGCCCUUAUCCAGGGCAACUUACAAUUGUUACAACAUAUCACAUUAUACAUUAUUUCACAUUAUACAGAUAUCACAUUAUUUUUACAUACAAUUACCCAUUUAUACAGUUGGGUUUUUACUGGAGCAAUCUAGGUAAAGUACCUUGCUCAAGGGUACAACAGCAGUGUCCCCCACUGGGGAUUGAACCCACAACCCUCUGGUCAAGAGUCCAGAACCCUAACCACUACUCCACACUGCUGCCCCACAAUUAACCCAUAACUCAAGUUGCACAGCUUUAUUAAUUUUAUAAGAUUGUAUAAGAUCUCGAUACAUUUGAUCAACUAUUGUAUGACCUAACUUACAUUCAUACGUACCUCCAAAUGGGUGUAAAUGACUGAUUAGACUCACGCUGUACAGUAAGACACGGCUCCUCUGUAUGACACAGGCUUGCAGGAAAGGCAUUUCAUUUUUGUAUAUACUGUACAUAGAAAUGCUCAAAGGCAGUGAAAAACUACUAACCCAUAACACAUCCUUGAUUUUUUUUAACCCACUACAUAAGUAAGAGUUUAACCUUUCAGUUUUUAUUUUUACUAUAGCCUACCACUGAUGCUGGGAUUGCGACCAAACAGGUGUACAUAAAGCACUUUAUAAUAUACAUUGAAAAAAUGCUGUAAUUUCUGGUUACGCGCCAAUGAGGGCAUCCGCAUUUUAUUUAAAAGAGGAUCUUGUUAGCUUUGUGGACAUUUGUUGGAUUAUAACCUUUGGAUUUCUUGUGAGGAAAAAGCAAAACAACUGGAAUUGUAUAAUUGUAUUAUAAUUCAAGUAACUAAUUUAACUGCCACCUGUUAGUAUACAUUAGUUAAUAUGUGCAUUUUAACAAAGUUAGUAUUUAAUUAAAUGUACAAUUUAGUAAAGUUUAGCUGUUUACAAUGUACCAUUAUGCAUUUUCAGGACAGCUGUGGCACUUUGUUUUGCCACUACACCCUGGCUUCAUAAACUUGUGCAUAUUCAAAUUUAAAACAAGUUGGGCUAAAUUACUUCCAGAAAAUAUGAAGUAUGAACUGUAGGCCUAUGUAUUAAAAAAAAAAAAAAAGCUUCAUAUAAAUCUUUAUUUUUCACUACGUUU
Acipenser ruthenus (sterlet) is the source of this 7549-nucleotide messenger RNA. RefSeq names its product sterol regulatory element-binding protein cleavage-activating protein-like. Gene Ontology annotation, cellular component: Golgi membrane; endoplasmic reticulum membrane. Gene Ontology annotation, molecular function: sterol binding; protein binding. Bases 359 to 4204 code for a protein of 1281 amino acids. Gene Ontology annotation, biological process: SREBP signaling pathway. The record is from RefSeq and is a predicted model, not a curated record. The transcript is spliced from 23 exons. NCBI's taxonomy places the organism in Eukaryota, Metazoa, Chordata, Actinopteri, Acipenseriformes, Acipenseridae.